AUGCCAAGGACGGAUGUCUGCGCCAACUGUAAGGAAAAUUUGAUGUCAACAGGAACGCUCCUGAUGCAUGUCGUUAUCACCCUUGUCAGAGACUUUGAAUUGGACAAAGACCUAGAGGUCUGGGGCACGAUCGACGACAUUGGACAGUUUUACGAAAUGGACAGCGAAGAAUCUCGAGCUGAUGUUCCAGAGGGCUUCAGAUGGAGCUGCUGCCAACGCGUUGGCGACGUGGAAGGUCGUCAUGAGGAGCAACACGUGGCCGUAUUGGAAUACAGCCCUUUGACAAUGGGGAAUUUCGGUGAGGGCAAUAGGGCGGAACCUGAAGUGGAGAUUCUAGGAGAGCGAAGUCGUGACAAACGCAAGGCAGAAGAGGAUAUCAUCGGCAUUGCGCAAAAGGUCAGAACGGGGCCUUGACGGUUUUAGCUAGGACAUUGAUUGCUUGAACGCAUGGGGAACGUGGAAUUCGAUCUGCUUGUGACCUCAACAUUUUGUGAUAUAGCAUCUCGCUCAAAGGAGGCCAAGUACGAAUACAAUGGAGUUGCCAAGAUCUCAGCCCUUG
Colletotrichum acutatum is the source of this 559-nucleotide messenger RNA. RefSeq lists its product as uncharacterized. The record is from RefSeq and is a predicted model, not a curated record. The transcript has 2 exons. The coding region runs from base 1 to 414 and encodes 137 amino acids. NCBI's taxonomy places the organism in Eukaryota, Fungi, Ascomycota, Sordariomycetes, Glomerellales, Glomerellaceae.